Arachis stenosperma is the source of this 1998-nucleotide messenger RNA. RefSeq lists its product as uncharacterized. Gene Ontology annotation, biological process: RNA processing. Lineage: Eukaryota; Viridiplantae; Streptophyta; Magnoliopsida; Fabales; Fabaceae. Bases 210 to 1445 code for a protein of 411 amino acids. The record is from RefSeq and is a predicted model, not a curated record. The transcript is spliced from 6 exons. Gene Ontology annotation, molecular function: protein binding.
GGAGAGCUGCUUAUGAUGUUGAAAAUCUUAUUUUCCAAUUUCUCAAAUCUCAAGGACAAGUUCUUCAGUUCGUAGCAAAACAAAAAUCAGAGCUUAUCUCUGAUCAAUAUAUAUUAUAGGCAACGAAUCUGAAACUAAUAAUAGCAACUCAGACAUACUACUCUCUUAACAUAAAUCUUGUUCUUGGUGGUGGUUUCAAAUUCAAAUCCAUGGAUAAUGAGUCAGAGAGACUUAACAAGUCAGCACCAGAAACGGAGGAGGAAGAAGAGUUCAAGUCAACCUUGCGUUCAGCUCCAUCAUUUGAGAUAUACAACACCUCCCAUGGAGAGUUUGGAGAAGAUGAAACCUACCCUGGAGUGGUUUUGUUGAAGAGAAGGGAGAGCCAUGGCAGUGCUGAAUUCACCUUUGGUGGUGGUGGCAGAAAGAGGAUGGAAUUGAUUGAAGAAGAUGCAGAGAAUGAGAGAAUUGGUGAAAAAGAGAAAGAAGAUGAUGAUGACGAUGAUGUUGUUGAUCUUGAACCACCAAGCCCACCCAUGUAUCUUGCAGCAGGGCUUGGUGUUGAUGCAACUGGCUUUGAUGCUAAUGCUGUGGUUGGGUUUGAAAACUCUCUCACUCAUGAUGAUGUGCUUGUUCCGAAUUUGCAGGAGUCUGAGGAUCUUGAAGGCUAUUACAAGAGGAUGGUUGAUGAGUAUCCUUACCACCCUUUGAUUCUCAAGAAGCAUGCCCAGAUUCUGAAAUCUAAGGGAAAUCUUGAAGAGGCUGCUGAGUACUUUUAUCGCGCGACACUAGCAGAACCUAAUGAUGGUGAAGCCCUAAUGGAAUAUGCAAAGCUUUUAUGGGAACAUCAUCAUGACAAGGAUAGGGCAGUGGUCUAUUUUGAACGUGCAGUUCAAGCUGCUCCUAAAGACAGUCAUGUCCUUGCAGCAUAUACUAGUUUUCUCUGGGAGACAGAUGACGAUGACAAUGAUGUUGGAAAUGAUCAAACUCAGAGUGAUAAGGAAAAACUAAAGACUGAGCCUGUCAAGCCUUCCAAUGAAGGAAGUUACCAAGUUCGUCCAUUCGUGCAUAUUUCAACAGGACAAGAGAUUGAUAUAGCAGAUAUUAACACAGUUGAUUGGAGCGGGGAUAGUGAUGUGGCAGAUUAUUUAAGAACGUUGGUUGAGGAGAAUCCUAAUAAUCUAUUGGUUCUGAAAAAGUAUGCUCAGUUUCUAUUUCAGUCCAAAGAUCCAGAAGCAGCCGAGGAUUUCUACUCGCGUGCAGUCUUAGCCGAUCCCAGUGAUGGUGAAAUGAUAUCGGAAUAUGCUAGGCUUGUGUGGGAACUUCAUCAUGAUCAGGAAAAGGCUUCAUCUUUGUUUGAGCAAGCAGUUCAAGCUACACCUGGGAAUAGCAAUGUUCUUGCAGCAUAUACUUGCUUUUUGUGGGAACUAGAAGAUGGAGAAAGCUGAUGUAGUUCAAGGUAGUGGUGAUAUUCCAGAGAUCCUUUUGACAGAAAAUCCCAUACCUGUUGACAAAUAUUCAAGAGAAGGUGCUAACCAUGCUUGAGAAGGUGCAAGUGAAUCUUAUACAUAAUCAUUGGAGACGAGAGGAAAUCAUUAACAGAAAAUAAAAAUAAUAAAAAUAAAAUUCAAGGAAGUAGACAUAUAUAUUCUUCUUGUUUUCUUCCUGAAGUUUUAGAAUUUCUAUAACAAACUAAUUUGCAGCGAGACAAAAAGUAGCUUACUAAAUGAAUCAUGAUUAUGCUAAGAGCUUAUCUCUUUGAUGCAGUGUUUCGGACCCUGCCCUGGUUAGUUGAUGCACCUUAUUUACUUCAAGCUAUUAGAACUGAUCAUGGCUUCACAUGACUGAUGAGUGCAAGAAUAAAUGAAAUAAAGCCGAAGACUUAACAAAUUCACACGCAAAUUAUUCUCCUUUGUAAUUUGGUUGUCUGUUUAUUUUGGUGAACGGAUACAAAAUUAACAAUUACCCUUUUAUUAGCAGAAUGGCAGCCAUGGUUGCACU